Molecule: messenger RNA, 2859 nt
Organism: Scophthalmus maximus (turbot)
Lineage: Eukaryota; Metazoa; Chordata; Actinopteri; Pleuronectiformes; Scophthalmidae
Exons: 2
Coding region: 388-1197 (269 amino acids)
Source: RefSeq, a predicted model, not a curated record
CUCUACUUUGAAGAUUUGCAUUUUCAGCACCACACUAUAAAUUAUCCACUCAACACAGACGUGUGUGUGUGUGUGUGUGUGUGAGAAUGUUGCAGUAAUCAAAUGGGUGGAGGAUAGAUGGUGGAGGAAUCAGAGGUACAGACUAAUCUGCAUCCACCACACACACACACACACACACACACACACACACACUGAGAACAGUCUACAGGGAGCUGAUGCAGGCAGCCAACUGUUCUGUUAUGAUAGCUUAUUGAUCCCCAAACACACACACACACACACACACACACACACACACACACACACACACACACACACACACACACACACACACACACACACACACACACACACACACACACACACACACACACACACACACACGUUGUGAUGGUCCACUCAUCACCAUUCAGACCAGCACCUCCCCUCUGCCUCGACAGGAGUUGCAAAUCAAACAAACCAAGCCAUCACAGCUUGUGGGAGGAACCAGCAGCCUUACAGCGUGUGGGAGGAGCCAGCAGCCUCACAGCGUGUGGGAGGAGCCAGCAGCCUCACAGCGUGUGGGAGGAGCCAGCAGCCUCACAGCAUGUGGGAGGAACCAGCAGCCUCACAGCGUGUGGGAGGAGCCAGCAGCCUCACAGGACGUGGGAGGAGCCAGCAGCCUCACAGCGUGUGGGAGGAGCCAGCAGCCUCACAGCACGUGGGAGGAACCAGCAGCCUCACAGCAUGUGGGAGGAACCAGCAGCCUCACAGCACGUGGGAGGAGCCAGCAGCCUCACAGCGUGUGGGAGGAGCCAGCAGCCUCACAGCGUGUGGGAGGAGCCAGCAGCCUCACAGCGUGUGGGAGGAGCCAGCAGCCUCACAGCAUGUGGGAGGAACCAGCAGCCUCACAGCGUGUGGGAGGAGCCAGCAGCCUCACAGCGUGUGGGAGGAGCCAGCAGCCUCACAGCACGUGGGAGGAGCCAGCAGCCUCACAGCACGUGGGAGGAACCAGCAGCCUCACAGCACGUGGGAGGAGCCAGCAGCCUCACAGCGUGUGGGAGGAGCCAGCAGCCUCACAUCGUGUGGGAGGAGCCAGCAGCCUCACAGCACGUGGGAGGAGCCAGCAGCCUCACAGCACGUGGGAGGAACCAGCAGCCUCACAGCACGUGGGAGGAGCCAGCAGCCUCACAGCACGUGGGAGGAGCCAGCUACCAUUAACAUACUGACAUGGUUUAUUUGCAUUUUGAACACGAAUGCGAGGGGCGGCCGUGGCUCAGGAGGAACAGAGGGUCGCCCACGAGCCAGAAGUUAAGGGGUUUGAUCGCCACUGUCCCCAGUCCGCAUGCCGAAGUGUCCUUGUGAAUGUGACAGACAAAGCGCUGAUCACUACUGCCACCACCUGGGUGGAGUGUGAACUACAUGACCAUUCAGUACAUUAUGCUCCAGUUACAGUCACACAGACCAUAAAGCAGCAGAUGUGUUGGGGGAGAAGAUACCGUGUUUGAUUGACAGCUGGUACCGCGCCCCCAAUUCUACUUCUGGUUUCAGAAACAUCAACAUGUCGCUGGUCUCAACGUGAACCUCGAGGCUUCAGAGCAGCAGGGGACGUCGCGACCGGUUGACACUUGGUUUAAAUCUGACUGAUCCAUAAUCUCCUGCGCUCGUCGUCUGUGACUGUGACUCUGUUUCCCUUUCUAUUAAUACUCUGUUGGUCCCGCGAGCAUCUGCUGCUGCGUCGUCGACCCAGUUUCCCCACAGGCUCCGUCUGAUUUAAUUAAGUCUGUAACAAGUGUGAAUAUAGAUUUAUCUUCUGGAGCAGUUUAAACAAACUGGACGAACGUGAGAGACAGAAGUUUCUAAUUUGAGCCUCGACAUGACGUGAGUAGUUGGAUCAAACGCCUCAGGAUGUUUCUGGUGUCACGUCUGUCCUGAGGGUGGCGCCACAGAGCAGGUCACAGUGUAAUUCAUCCUCUGAGGAGCAUGAACACUUCGAUGAGCCCGUUCAGACUGUCGGGUCGACUCGGUACCAGACUCACGUCACGUGACGUCUGAGGACGAAACUGCUUCAAGAAGAACAAACUCAACCGACGUCAUCUUUUAUCACCGGUGACGAACAGAAGACGAGGAUCAGAGAGAAGUACUUUAUCGUCUCUACGUCAAACUACAGCCGUUGCCAAGGAAACGGUUUCACGUCGUCCAUCGACCGACGGACGGACAGAAACACAACAACAAAGACAAAGAACAUUGUUCCCAGAGUCAAAGGUCAAGAGGUUAAAUCCGAUUAUCUAUUGAUAAAAACAUUUAUCUGAAAUGAAUCUGAGACUUUGGUUGAUGUUGAUUUUAAUAGGAAGUUUUAUUCAAUAAAAACAAAGUUAUCAUAUUUGUAUUGGCACGUUCAAAUUAAUGUGUUCAUCAUAAUUUACUGAUUUAACUCCUUCAGACUAAAACCUCAAACUAACUCAAUAAUCUCACAUUUAUUAAUUUUAACAAGAUCUAAAGGUUUAGUUUAAUCAUAAGUCAUAAGAUUUAUUGACUGUGGUGUAAAAGCUGAUGUCAGAGGUCAUCAAAAGGUCAUGGUUUUGACCCCGUGUGGAUUCAGAUCAGUCAUUUGUUUUUUUCAUAUUCUGCUAAAACAUUUAAAAUCACAUUUGGUUCAUGAAUGUUGAUGAUUUGAUCAGUGAGUGACAGACGGAGGAAGAAUUCAUAAAUCACAAGGUUCCCAAGAAAGACAUCAUUAAAAUGUUUGUUUUCAGUAAAGAUUUCAGAAUGAUCAGAUGUCCUCACGUUUAUAAAUCUACUGAUCAGUGAGAGUUGAAGUUUAACAGAUGUGAUUAUUCAUUUUUUUUAAAUUGUUUGACAAACAACACGACCAUAAAAAAA